Molecule: messenger RNA, 1488 nt
Organism: Cryptococcus wingfieldii CBS 7118
Lineage: Eukaryota; Fungi; Basidiomycota; Tremellomycetes; Tremellales; Cryptococcaceae
Exons: 2
Coding region: 1-1488 (495 amino acids)
Source: RefSeq, a predicted model, not a curated record
AUGCCAUCCACGCCACCCCUGCCGGGCCCGUCCUCCCGCCAGCCGCCGCCGCCACCCCUCUCCCUCGCCACCUCUACGCCACACCAACACGAGGCCACCACCGCAGCAUCCUUUGACCCGGAGCUCGAAGAGCGCAAUUACCACCCACCCAAGUCGGCGCAUUCUCAGACACAAACAUCCUCCUCCGCCCCCUCGCCUCUUCGGUCCAGCAUCGUCGCCAAGCAGAGCUCGCGAGCUCUGCAGAUGACUGCUGUCUACAGGUCUCCAUCUCCCACAUCCCCGUCCAAAACAGACCGCCGUGUCCCGUCUGGCAGGCGCAAAAGCCACAGCGACUUGGUUCAGAUGAUAGAUAAAGCUCAGCCGGGUGGCAGGAAACCUUCGCCCACCUCGCACUUGGGCGCGCGGGGCAGGAGAAUCUCACUGUCCUCCAACCCGUCUUUGCGAAGGCCAAGACCUGAUGAUCUGUUGAAUCCCAUGUCGCCCAGUAUCCUUGACGCCAAGGCUGAGAAGCUCGUAGAAGGCUAUCCGUUUCCGGAUGUUGGCGGUCAACAGUCGACGCCUGAACCAGACGCCGAGGAACGAGCUAGAGUCGUGGAGGAACUGCAGAAGGAAGUCCAAGAGCUGAAGCAGAGUUGUGCGAGGUUUCAGACUGCCUAUACGACGCUGGAGGCUUGGAUUUUGAAUCUCCUUCCUCCACCGCCAGGGGCAAUCCCGGAAAGACUUCCGUUCAAGCUUGCUCUCUUUGCAGCUACCUACUUCACCCUAUCCACUGUUGAAGGCUCAAGGACUCGAGAGUACUAUCGCGGCUUCCUCGCAUCUGUCGGCAUCACUCCCCAAUUCCCCGUCAGCAUAGAAGCUCUACCGCCUAUCCUCGUCGACGCCUUCUACCGGGCUCUCGUCGUCAUACUGAACGACAUACCACCCAGGCCGUCAAACGUCUCUGGGCGAGAUCACUCCUUGGCCAACCUCUCAUACCUUGACGCCUUCUGGUUCUUGAUCCACUCCGCCGACCAUGAACUCUUGACCAUCCUUUCAGAGUCUGUGGAGGCUGCAGUGGUAGCCUGCCAUGACGAAGCCCAGAGGUUCUCUUUGGAGCUAUUGAGGGAUGUCUUGAUGAGGCAAAUGAUCAUCGAUCCGGCUUCGCGAGAAGACAGUGACAUUUGGAAGCAGACGAAUCAAUCCAACAGAGUCAAAUUCUUCCACGCAGGUCUCAAGCUGAGCGAGUACAAUGACCCUCAGAGGGACCAGCUGGGCAUUUGCAGGGCCACCUCACUGGUUGUCGAGCAGGCAGAAAAGAACUUGGAAGAGGAGAGGGAGCGUAAGGCAAAGAGUCAGAGGAGGGAGGAGGCCACGAGGGAGAAGGAAGAAGCGCGGAAAAGGGACGAGGCAGCCCAGGAAGAAGAGGCCCGCAGGAGAGAGGAAGAGCUCAGUAGAGAAGGGUACGAGGAAUUUGAGCCGGAGGAUGGGGAAGAUGCCGGGGCGCCAUGA